Caenorhabditis remanei is the source of this 258-nucleotide messenger RNA. RefSeq lists its product as uncharacterized. Gene Ontology annotation, cellular component: extracellular region. Lineage: Eukaryota; Metazoa; Nematoda; Chromadorea; Rhabditida; Rhabditidae. Gene Ontology annotation, molecular function: hormone activity. The transcript is spliced from 2 exons. Bases 1 to 258 code for a protein of 85 amino acids. The record is from RefSeq and is a predicted model, not a curated record.
AUGAGAUUCCUUCUACUCAUUUCUCUGAUUGUUCUUAUGAGUUCGACAACGGCGUUCACUGAUAAUUUCUUCCAACCACAUGACAACAAACAUCAUGUCUAUCGUACAUGUGGUGAAUCUCUUAACCGUCGAGUUGCCUUUUUGUGUAACGGAGGAAAGAUCCAAACAGAAGUUUUGAAGGCUCUCGACUGCUGUUCUCAUGGAUGUACGGAUAAGCAACUGUUCUCGUGGUGUGACUAUCGUAAGUAUAUUUAUUAG